AUGCGCAUUUUGAAUGUUAAGAGCAGAUGGCACAAAUUUGGAGUUACAGGAGCAGAUUACGGCGAGGCUAUUGAUGGUGAAUGGUGUUCAAUGCAACUGACCAAUCCAGUGUGGAUCCAUCACUCCGGUGGUGCAAUCUACUCGGUCGAUAUUCAUCCGAAUGGGACCAAAAUAGCAACAUGUGGGCAGGGCGGUGAAGGUGGAUCAGGCCUCGUGAUCAUUUGGAAUGUAAAACCGGUGAUCAACGAAAAAGCCAGUCAGGACGCAACUUGCAAUCGUUUGCUAUCACGAAUCCUUCAUCAA
Gongylonema pulchrum is the source of this 303-nucleotide messenger RNA. The record is from the annotation of a GenBank genome assembly. NCBI's taxonomy places the organism in Eukaryota, Metazoa, Nematoda, Chromadorea, Rhabditida, Gongylonematidae.